Oryza brachyantha (malo sina) is the source of this 1365-nucleotide messenger RNA. Its product is annotated as peroxidase 5-like. Bases 94 to 1092 code for a protein of 332 amino acids. Gene Ontology annotation, molecular function: peroxidase activity; heme binding. The transcript is spliced from 3 exons. Gene Ontology annotation, biological process: hydrogen peroxide catabolic process; response to oxidative stress. Lineage: Eukaryota; Viridiplantae; Streptophyta; Magnoliopsida; Poales; Poaceae. The record is from RefSeq and is a predicted model, not a curated record. Gene Ontology annotation, cellular component: plant-type cell wall; plasmodesma.
UCCUUCCCAGUGUCUGUGUCUCGAUCACGGCCAUUUCAGUUUUAGACAGCUUAAUUAGCUAGCUGAGAUUAAGUGAGUUCGAUCUCUGCACCAAUGGCACCCUUGCCGCCGGCCGCCGCGCUGUUAGCUCUGCUGCUGGUGAUGUCGUCGUCGCCGGAGGUGGUCCAGGCGGACGGGUUGUCCGUCGGGUUCUACGCCGAGUCGUGCCCCAAGGCCGAGGCGAUCGUCCGGGAGACGGUGAGCAAGGCGUUCAAGAAGGGGCCCGGCACGCCGGCCGACCUCAUCCGCCUCUUCUUCCACGACUGCUUCGUCCGCGGGUGUGACGCGUCGGUGCUACUGGAGUCGACGGCGGGGAGCAAGGCGGAGAGGGACUCCAAGCCGAACAACCCUAGCCUGGAUGGCUUCGACGUCGUCGACGACGCCAAGGACCUUCUCGAGAAGGCAUGCCCGCAGACCGUCUCCUGCUCCGACAUCCUCGCCCUCGCCGCCCGCGACAGCGCCUAUCUCGCCGGCGGACUCGACUUCGACAUCCCCACCGGCCGCCGCGAUGGCCUCGUCUCCAAGGAGGACGAGGUCCUCCCGAACGUCCCCCACCCGGACUUCGGCGCCAAAGACCUCCUCAAAAACUUCACCGCAAAAGGUUUUACUGCGGAGGAGAUGGUGACGCUGUCGGGGGCGCACUCCAUCGGCACGUCGCACUGCUCGUCGUUCACGAACCGGCUGUACAAGUACUACGGCACGUACGGGACGGACCCGGCGAUGCCGGCGGCGUACGCGGCGGACAUGAUGAGGAAGUGCCCGCCGGAGACGGCGGCGCAGCAGGACCCGACGAUGGUGCAGCUCGACGACGUGACGCCGUUCGUGAUGGACAGCCAGUACUACAAGAACGUGCUCGCCGGCCACGUCGCGUUCGCCUCCGACGUCGCCCUCCUCGACACCCCGGAGACGGCGGCGCUCGUCGAGCUCUACGCCGGCCACUCCGCCCUGUGGCUCGGCCGCUUCGCCGCCGCGCUGGUGAAGGUCAGCAAGCUCGACGUGCUCACCGGCGGCGAGGGGCAGAUCCGACUCAACUGCUCCAGGGUGAACUCGUGAUGUGUUUUAAUUACGUUAUAUUAUAAUACUCGAUCAGUACGUCGGUCUACACACAAUUGCCCUGCUGCCAUGCAUGCAUACGAGGCUCAUUGAUUUAUUUUUCUUUCAUAAGUUUGUGCAUGAUUCGAUGUAUACUACUUUUGUUUCCUUUUUUUUCUGUUUUAUUUUUUGUCCUUUUGACGGUGAGUGUGCCAAUUGGGCAAAAUAAAUUGUGCUUCUGACCAUAUGGUGAAUCAAAGAGGAAAAAUAUGUGCUAAAUAUUCCUCAUUGAUA